Owenia fusiformis is the source of this 2328-nucleotide messenger RNA. The record is from the annotation of a GenBank genome assembly. NCBI's taxonomy places the organism in Eukaryota, Metazoa, Annelida, Polychaeta, Sabellida, Oweniidae.
ACUCAAGUCAUGUUGGGGAGACAACCGUAUUUACGAAGUGUGGUGGCUUUAUUAAUACUUAUUGGAUUUAUAGAACCAAGUGAAAAGGAAAAGUAACAAAACAAAACAACAUUACACUACUAAAACUAACAAUCAUUAUUGAUUAGACGUGUAUCUAAAUUAUAUUUAUUGCUUCAUGAAUACAAAUGACAUUCCAAUAGUAAUCAGAAUGAAUGAAACAGUUAGAAAUGGGAAAUAACAUGUUUUAAAACAUUGAAAUAUUCGUAAAACAUGAAGUUACAAGUUGGGAUUAUUUCUGCAAUUGUGGUGAUUUCUAUGGUCAAUGGAGAUGACUGUGAUUGUGCAAAAUAUGGGGCCAUCAAACGUACUACUGAGGAUAUUAUAAUCCUCAUGAGCAGCCCUCCAGAUUUGGCGGAUACAACUUCAUUUGUUAAAGAUGUUGAAAACUCGUCCAGUAUCUUAGACAAAUACAAAAGAGACUGUCUCAAAUCCAAAAUAAAGAAACUGCAAAAGAAAGUCAAAGUGGCAGUUUCUGUAGUGAAUGACUGGGCCUCGGCUGGAGAGCCUACAAAACAACUUAAGAGAAAAAUGAAGUCCAGUUUGAAGAAGGUGUUGCGGUUAGCAAACAGCUUGUUAAAAGGGGUAGAUGAUGAGUUGUCCACUUGUGAUGGGGAGCCAGUUGUACCGACAACACCAGAGGAUACUAGUGAAGUUCUUCCUGGCCAGCCACCCAAUAUUAUAAUGGUGAUAUUUAAUAGCCUGGGAUACACUGAUGUAGGAUUUCAUAAUGAAUACAUGAUGACACCUACACUGGAUAGAUUGGCAAAGAGUGCUGUACUGCUGGAUAAUUAUUAUGUACAACCAAGGUCUUCACAUACAAGAGCAAACAUCAUGAUUGGCAAGAGCCAUUUUCACACUGGACAGCAGGGUGAUAUCAACUUAGCUAAGGCCCACUGCAUGCCUUGUGACUGCAUGACCGUUGCAGAGAGGCUCAGGGAAGCUAACUAUUCUACUCAUUUAGUAGGACAGUGGCAUCUUGGAUUUUACACCAAAUAUUGCUUACCACAGAAUAGGGGGUUCGACACAUUUUUUGGAACAUACGGUGGGAACGACAUGGAUCACUUUGAGCAUAUAACAUGUCGGUGUAGUAGUAACCAAAUACAAGACCGAGAAUGUAGGCUAAAGUGGUGUGGUCUAGAUCUGCAUAAUACAGAUGGUUCUCCAGCCUGGGAUGCACAGGGAACAUACUCUACUACUCUCUUUAAGGACAAGAGUGUGGAUAUCAUCAAUACACAACCAAGAAAUAAACCAUUCUUUUUGGUGACAUCUUUUACUGCCCCCGCAGGAUUUCGCCCCCCAAGUGUUGAUGAGUUCGAAAAGAUGCAAACCGAAAAACUUAAAACUACCAGUGGUGCACGUACAGCGUAUGGAGGUAUGGUGACAGCCAUAGACAGUGCAAUACAGGAUAUAAUAGAUGCACUAAAAGAAAGGGGUAUUCAAAAUAACACCGUGGUUAUUAUCACAAAUGAUAGGAGUGGUUCUGAUAGAACGAAUAUUGACAAUCUUUCUUUCUCGUGGCCACUUCGGGGAUCCAGGCCAAGGUACUGGGAAGGUGGCAUAUGGGGCCUUGGGAUCGUCACUGCUCCUUGGAUUCCAGCACAGGUUUCAAACGGUCUCAUACAUUCUACUGAUUGGUAUCCCACCAUACUGUCAAUUGCUGGAGUAAAUGUUAGCACAGUUAAUGUAUGUGAUAUUGAUGGCCUUGAUGUGUGGGAUCAUAUAAGGACUGGUGCAGCGAGUCCAAGGACUGAGCUUUUACAUAACAUGGAACUUACAGGUCCAAGAAUACGAGGUGUGGCACAAUACAAUGGAACGUGGAAUACUUCUCUACAUGCGAUCUACAGGAUGGGAGAUUACAAAAUAUUCACAGGACAGAAUGGACGGAGCGAUUGGAAGAAACCACCUGAACUGACAAAUAACUCUGUAGUUGAAAUUGAAAGUUUAAAUGAACCAAAGACAAAAAAUCUAUGGCUGUUCGAUAUAGCAAAUGACCCUUAUGAGAGGAAUGAUAUUAGUGCCACAAAUGUAUCACAAGUCAUGCUAAUGCUUGAUCGCUUAUUGGAGUUAUCCAAAGAUUACGUGGGACCAUCACAGUUCGUGAAAGAGGAAAGUUCUGGAUUUGGUGGAGAAGGUAGAAACAUUUGGCAGCCAUGGAUAAACGAAACAUGCUCCGACAGAUCUAUUAAUUUUCAUGGUAUCAAUUGGGAAUGAAUGUGUAAAGUUGUUAAAUCUAAUAAAUUAUAUUGCAAGCUUCAGUGUAAAAUGAAC